Molecule: messenger RNA, 2685 nt
Organism: Aegilops tauschii subsp. strangulata
Lineage: Eukaryota; Viridiplantae; Streptophyta; Magnoliopsida; Poales; Poaceae
Product: protein ACTIVITY OF BC1 COMPLEX KINASE 8, chloroplastic
Biological process (GO): regulation of response to reactive oxygen species
Source: RefSeq, a predicted model, not a curated record
GCGCCUUGCUCCCUCCCCUCCUCCACACCACUCCCUCCUCCGCCGCCUCCCCUCGCUUCCACCCCCUCGACCCCCACAGCCAAACCCUAGCUCUCCGCCCCGCCAUGUCCGUCGCGGCCGCGGCCGCCUCCCUCGUCGCCUCCUCUUCGCUCUCCGUUCCCGACCACCUCCGCCUCCGCCGCCCCCCGCCACCGCUCCGCUUCCGCCGCCGAUCAAAGGACCGCCUCGUUCUUGCUGUUCUCGAGGAGAAAUCCUCCUCUGCGCUUACUGAGGAGGAAGCAAGGAAGUUCGGGCUCAACGGGAGCGCGAGCAGGCUCGGGUACGACGAUGCCGCGGUGGAGGCGUACCUCGGGUCCAACGGCAACGGAAACAGCAACAGCAACAGGAGUGCGAGUAGGAGUGGGAACGGCGCGAGCGUGAAGCCCGUGCCAUCCGGGUCUGGCACUUCUGUGGUAUCCGGCCGUGGGCCGGGUGAGGAUGAGAGGAGGAGGAAGGAGAGAGUGGAGGAGAUAGGCAGGGAGGACGCAUGGUUUAAGCGAAGCGACGGAGAGGCCAUGCCCAAGGUGUCUGUUGUUCCUGGUGGUCGUUGGAAUCGGUUUAAAACCUAUUCAACGAUUCAAAGAACCUUGGAGAUAUGGGGCUCUGUCUUCGCAUUUAUAUUCAAGGUUUGGCUCAACAACCAGAAGUUCACUUAUCGAGGGGGGAUGACGGAAGAGAAAAGGGUAAUGAGGAGGAAAGUUCUUGCCAAGUGGCUCAAGGAGAGUAUUUUGAGAUUAGGCCCCACAUUUAUUAAAAUAGGACAGCAAUUCUCCACCAGGGUGGAUAUUCUUCCAAAAGAAUAUGUGGAUCAAUUAUCUGAAUUGCAGGAUCAGGUCCCUCCAUUCCCUUCAGAGACAGCUGUGUCAACUAUUGAAGAAGAGCUGGGAGCAUCUGUAAAUGAGAUAUUUGAACGAUUUGACGUUGAACCAUUAGCUGCUGCUAGCCUCGGCCAGGUUCAUCGGGCAUGCCUAAAUGGCCAAGAAGUUGUACUCAAGGUGCAAAGGCCUGGUCUGAAAGAGCUGUUUGAUAUUGAUCUGAAGAAUUUAAGGGUAAUAGCAGAAUACCUUCAGAAAGUGGAUCCCAAGUCAGAUGGUGCCAAGAGAGACUGGGUUGCUAUUUAUGAUGAAUGUGCAAAUGUAUUAUAUCAGGAAAUAGACUAUACCAAAGAAGCAUUUAAUGCUGAAAAGUUUGCUGAAAACUUCAAAAAUAUGGACUAUGUGAAGGUUCCAGAAAUUUACUGGGAGUAUACUACACCUCAGGUUCUAACAAUGGAGUAUGUCCCAGGAAUCAAAAUAAAUAGGAUACAGCAGAUAGAUAAGUUAGGGCUUGAUCGGAAAAGGUUAGGCCGGUAUGCUGUUGAGUCCUACCUUGAGCAGAUUUUAUCGCAUGGAUUUUUCCACGCCGACCCGCAUCCAGGGAACAUUGCUGUUGAUGAUGCCAAUGGUGGGAGGCUUAUCUUCUACGACUUUGGGAUGAUGGGAAGGUUGCUUAUGAUCAUUUUGUUUCCUCCAAAGUCCAUUUAUGUAAUUAGUCUAAUCUUCAUUCUUUUUACUUGCAGUAUUAGCCCGAAUAUCCGCGAAGGACUGCUUGAAGUAUUUUAUGGAGUUUAUGAAAAAGAUCCUGAUAAAGUGCUUCAAGCAAUGGUUCAAAUGGGUGUCCUUGUUCCUACUGGAGAUAUGACAGCCGUCAGAAGAACAGCUCAAUUUUUCCUGGAUAGCUUUGAAGAGCGUCUAGCUGCACAAAGGAAAGAGAGAGAGAUGGCAACCGUGGAACCUGGAUUUAAAAAACAAUUAUCUAAGGAGGAAAAGUUUGAAAAGAAGAAGCAGAGACUUGCAGCUAUCGGAGAGGAUCUUUUGGCAAUUGCUGCUGAUCAACCAUUUCGGUUUCCUGCCACCUUUACAUUUGUGGUCAGAGCAUUCUCAGUACUGGAUGGUAUUGGGAAAGGUUUAGAUCCUAGAUUUGAUAUUACAGAGAUUGCUAAGCCUUAUGCCAUGGAGUUGCUCAGAUUUAAUGAAGCUGGUGUUGAAGUACUUGUUAAGGAUGCAAGGAAGCGGUGGGACAGGCAGUCUCGUGCAUUCUACAAUGUGUUCCGUCAACCUGACAGAGUCGAAAAACUUGCACAGAUCAUUGAGCGUUUGGAGCAAGGUGAUCUCAAGCUUCGUGUCAGAGCAUUAGAAUCGGAAAGAUCGUUUCAAAGAGUUGCUGCUGUACAGAAAACAAUUGGAUAUGGAGUGGCUGCGGGCAGUUUGGUAAACCUCGCUACCAUUCUGCACCUCAAUUCUAUCCGGAUGCCAGCAACCAUCGGAUACUGUCUUUGUGCGUUCUUUGGACUACAAAUCCUGCUUGGCGUUCUCAAGGUGAAGAAGCUGGACCAACAAGAGAGAUUGAUAACCGGCACUGCCUGAGUUCACCAUCGACCAGUGAGAGCUGACCCAAAAGAUUUCAGUGUAAUACGUUGCGGUUAUCAUCCGCUUUUUCUUUUCCUUUUGCCUGUGUGCAGUUUUACCUCAGAGGUGGUGUAGCAUAGCCAUCGGCGUACGAGUAUGAAAUCUUUGUACAUGCGGUGUAAUAGAUGAAGAGAUGUACAUACUGUACAAUUGCAGGGUAAAUAUAAGCAGUAUAGCACAGCUCGUGCAACCUGUUUCA